This is a messenger RNA of Emericellopsis atlantica, 2664 nucleotides long. RefSeq names its product peptide-N4-(N-acetyl-beta-glucosaminyl)asparagine amidase A. The transcript has 2 exons. The record is from RefSeq and is a predicted model, not a curated record. The coding region runs from base 396 to 2504 and encodes 702 amino acids. Lineage: Eukaryota; Fungi; Ascomycota; Sordariomycetes; Hypocreales; Bionectriaceae.
ACCAAUUCGAAACUCGGUCCCAAACUCGCUCCUGCAUUGACGCGCCCGUCACGUGCAACCGACUCCCAUGCUGUUCCAGGCUUCCAGCUCGACUGUCAACAACGACGUCAGUUCAACUACUACACGUCAAGUCAACAUCCACGAUAUACCUUCAUCUGCACUCUAGUAUCGCAUCAAUUUUAUUAUUCGUGCAUCCCUUCUUCAUAUCACGCGGGUGCGCUGUUGUUUCGACGCCCAAUCAAGAAAACACGCCCCUUCCUCUCGUUGCUGACUUCUCGUAACCUCUAGCUCACUCUACAAGUACAUAAUUUGCCCAGUCAUUGCCUUGCGAGGAGGUCUAGGAGCUCUCUUUCGCUGACGAUCCUUAUCACACGCCGACGUGCUUACACAGCGACAUGAAGAGUCGACUUUGCUUCUACUUGCUCUGGUUAGCCCACGGAGUGCACAGUAGCAAAAUAUCGCCCGAGCACACGCAGAAAAGCGUCGGCACGGCUCUCACGCACGCAGCACGAAAUCCGCAAUGGCCAGUGCAGCACAAUGAAACGCUUGAAUGUUUCCAGGUUACUCAUCCCAUUGAAACGCAUCUGGGUCUCGCCGUAGGAGAUCAGGUUGUGCGAGGGCCAGGCGAGGGCGGUAUUCGCCCUUCUUGCACUCAACAAUUGGUCAGGCACACAUUUGGCAACAGCUAUGGCCAGCCAUUUGUCGGGAAGUUCAUGCCGCCCGCAUGCGACUUUGACAAGGCCUUUAUCAAUGUCACAAUCACCUCGCAAGGCCACCAAUUUGAUCGCCUCGCGACCCUGUGGCUUGGAGACAUUGAGGUCUGGAGGACCUCGACCGCCGAGCCAACGCCGCAGCCUGGUAUAGCCUGGCAUUUUCUCAAAGACAUGACGCCAUAUGACGCCCUUUGGAGGGAACCUCAGACUGUCAUCUUUGACCUGGGAAAUUUGGUCAACGAUCUCUACACGGGUCUUUACGACGUGACCAUCGAUGUGACAUUUUUCGAGGCAGGUGUCGACCACGUGCAACGCAGACACCGUCCAGCUGACUAUAUCCUACCCCUGUCAGCCAAAAGAAGUAAGCAAGGCCAGGCCAGUACCUUCGUCUUCCCUGGGACAAGCACUGCGGCGGUCGUCAAGCUUCCCCCAAAGAUUGGCGGGGCGAUCCUGACUGUGGCCGCCACGGGCCAAGCCGGGGAAGAAUUUUGGUGGUCCAACGUGCCCGAGCGCGCCGCGGAUUCCUUUCCAUCCUCCAAUGCUGCCAGAUUGCCCGCGAUGGGAAGCAUGAGAGAGGUUCGCAUAUACAUUGACGGCCAGGUGGCCGGCCUUGCUUGGCCCUUCCCCGUGGUCUUCACUGGAGGCAUAGCACCACCUUUGCAUCGACCGAUGGUGGGACUCCAAGCUUUUGAUAUGAAGGAGUAUGAAAUGGACAUCACGCCAUGGUUGGGGUACCUAUCUGAUGGCGGCGAACACACCAUCUCAUUUGAGGUGUUUGGAGUCAAUGACAGCCACAAGGCGAAUCCGGUUUUCGCCCAUGUGGGAUCCAACUGGGUUCUAUCCGGCAAAAUCUUUGCCUGGCUAGGCAACACCGAACUCAAGCCAACGCAGGCGCCCAAGGUGGAGAUAUCAGAGAUAGACUGGAUCUCCGAGGUAGAUGUCCUGGAUUCUACUGCGAUAGACUACAGACAGUCGGCUGGUCGACAGAUCAAUGUCGAGGGUGUGGUUGCGUCCAUCCACGAUGAGGCUCACACCGCCAAUUGGACGCAGACAUUCAGCAUGGUCAACAACGGCAAAAUGCGCAACUCUGCCUACUGGCACCAUGUCAAUGCCCACUACACUGGUACGAGUGUAGCAUACCAUGGCUCGACCCCAAGACUAGCAUCCCGCUUCGCCUAUCCUAUAAGCACCACAUACGAAUACAAAGCGCCUCAGGGGCCGAAUACGCUAGAGUUGGAAGCCUAUCUCGAGCAAGGCAUGGACCUUCGCGUUACAAUGGACUCACCCUUCGCCACUGGAAUGGAAGCCUUUCUGGACAAGCGACGCUCCUCGUCUGGUGCGGCGCUUAGUGCUACACAGAUUGGUCAUGCCUUAUUCACACAAGGCCCAGAUGGCAGUCAUGGAUCAGGAAGCACGAGCCAGAGGUACCAGCUAUCUGCAAUAGAUCAGCCCACCGGCGACGACAUCAUUGGCAGACCGGCAGCCACCUUGUACCGACGCGCCGUGUCCGUCGUGAAUGAGACCAUCACCCAUGACCGGCAGCGGAUCGCGGAUUCCAAACGCAAAGUGCUAACACCAGCGAGAGGGCAUCUGCACAGCACCACCGUAACCAAACACUCGGCGGAGUUUGCGCCGUUCCCGCUCAUGCGGUUCGGAGGCACAAACGUCUUCCACAGAGGCAACGGUGAUGCACCGGCGAGCCGGAUUGCCGGUGGGCUCAUUGAUCAACCAUCAGAGUCUAAGUGGAAGGCCCUCCUCCAUCAUGCGAACAGGCUACUGUGGAACUGGUGAUGGUAGCCAUAGGGAACUUCUGCGAGUCCAAUGAUCCGCAUCGAGUUGUCGCUUUUGGAAUUGCGGCUCAACACCGUGCAACUCUAAUUUGCAGUGGUCGCGUUCCUGGAUUCAGAUAGCGGCAGUUUGCCUUCCGCAACUAACCCACAGACAGGGGACC